AUGCCAUGUUAUGCAGAUACAAUUGUGAGAGUAAAAUAUGUUCGUCAGACGACAAAGGACGAUAGUAAUUUAAUUGUUGUAUGGGCUGUCGGUUUAUAUCCAGUUGGAUGUGAAGAUAGUAAGAUUGAGAUGGUUUUAUUUGUACCAAUUAAUUUUAGUGAUAGAGAUCCUGAGGCUCAAGCUAUUUUUGAGAGGGAUGGUUUUUAUUCUGUUGGUGGUAAGAUUGUAUCUGGAUAUUAUGGAG
Messenger RNA from Ambispora leptoticha, 244 nucleotides. NCBI's taxonomy places the organism in Eukaryota, Fungi, Glomeromycota, Glomeromycetes, Archaeosporales, Ambisporaceae. The record is from the annotation of a GenBank genome assembly.